GAACUAUCAGGGUCUCCAAAUACACAAAUAAAUGAACCAAAGAUUAAUAAAAAUAUGACCCCUUUAAGUUAUGCAGUUUCUCAGUUCUCUGGUAGCAUCAGAUCUGGCCCAUGUGGACGUCCAAAGGCUCCAUAGUGAACGUGAAAACACUGUCAUUAUCUGCAACACCGAUGCAUUAGUAAAACUCAUGUUUGACAAAUGACAGUGGUUGUAGAUGCUUGUUUUUACAUUCAGUCGAGGAUAUAUUUUCUUUUCUGUAUUCUGAUAUAAUAACCUCAGAAUUGACUCUGAGCAUUUUGGAACAGUAGUGAAUUAAAUAUAUGAAAAUAGAACAUUUUAAAUCUAUUUAAAUGUAGAGAAAAGUUAAUUAGGAAGUCUCAUAAAUAUUAAUCUCAGUCUCUAGGGGUUAAAAGUAAUUUUGUCUUUAAAUGUAAAAAAAAAACCCUGUACUAUAGAUAUGAAAAUAAUUCUUGCAUAUUUAUCAAAAGGAAAAUGCUUAAAAUUAUAGAGGUUGGCAGGAUCGUUGUACAAAUACCUCCUUACUGUACUUUACGUUUUAAUUUCUACAGAAUUUUGUACUCUUUGCAUUUCAACACAAAGACCUCCUUUCGACUCCUCACAGUUUCAAAGCGGACUUGUUACUCUAGUUAUAAUCCACUUGAGAGGAAUUAUUGGUUACUUUUAUUUUGGAUCACUGCUUACUUUCCUAACAUUAAAAAGUGCGUUCAACAUAUAACACAAAGAACAUGUCCUUGGCUUGGUUUAUGGGCGAAUAUGUUGAUUCUGAAAAAAUAUAACAAGAAAAAACAAUCAUGAAAGAGACUGAACUGUAGAUAGAAGGCGUCGUAAUGUCAUGUAAAUGUUAUGUUAAUAUGUUAAAAAUGCACAUGUAGAUACUUUUGUGAUAAAUGGACUCUAAAUUCAGUUAAAAUCCACGUAUGUGUGUGUUUGUUACACUGUAAGUAAGAAAAGUGUGUAGUUAGCACUUUACACAAAAGAUGACUGGUAUGAAAUGAUUAAACCAAAAACAUUUUUCAAGGCAUUUGAUGAGUUUCUCAAGAAAUGUUUGCUUUUAAAAAAGACUGUUUAAUAUAUAGAGUUUUGCACACACACACAAAAAUAGUGAAUUGUUUCAAAGACCAAGCUUCAGCAUGAACCAAAAAAAAAAAAAAAAAAAUAAUAAUAAUAAUUAUAAAAAAUCAGGUUUUUUCAGAAAGAAAUGUCAAAAGGUGACUUUACACUUUAAUACUAAGAACAUGUAAGAGGCUGCACUUUUUCACUUUCACUGCAGUAAAGAUGUUGAAUCAGUGCUUUUACUUUUACCAGACUUUCCCUGACAAAUAUAUGUGAUUCUACGUGAGGAAAAAUAAGUAUGCAUUAACAAUAAUCUUUCUUCUACUAUACUGGAGAAAAACACCUAACACUGUGAAUAUGAAAACACUGUCAUUUUCUGCAACACAGAUUCACUAACAUUUUUCAGCAUUUUGUUGACUUUUGUAAGAGGCAGUGUGUUUAAUGUGUAGAGUUUUGAGAAAAAAACAAAAACAAAAAACAAACAACAUUCUCAAGUGGGCAACUUUGUACUUUUAUACUUUGAGUAUUUUCACUUUCACUGUUUUAAAAAUGUUACUUUUUGGACACUUCUUCCUAGUAAUAUAUAUUCUUCUACUUGAAAGAAAAUAUGUAUGCAUUAACAAUAAAAUCCCCUCUGCUACUAUUGGAGAAAAACACCUUUCUCAUCUCAGUUUAAUGUGUAGAGUUUUGUUAAAAAAAAAAAAAAAAAAAAGAUCAUACCUCAACAUUACAAUUGGGCAACUUUAUACUGUAAGAGCCUGCACAUUUUUCACUUUCACUGCUUUAAAGACGUUACUUUUCCCAGACUUUUUCCUAUAAAUAAAUAUUCUUCUACUUGAAUGAAAAUGUGUAUGCAUUAACAAUAAAAUCCCCUCUGCUACUAUUGAAGAAAAACACAUUCCUUGUCUCAGUUUAAUGUGUAGAGGUUUGUAAAAAAAAAAAAUGCCCUCAACAUUAUCAUUUGGGCAACUUUAUAGUUUGAGUACAUUUAAGAGCCUGCACAUUUUUGCUGCUAAAUCAAACUGAGCUGCUAAACUGAUUUUCAUUGUUCCUGUGACAGUGACAAUAAAGAUCUAUUCUAUUCUAUUCUAUUUUCACUUUCACUGCUUUAGAGACAUUACAUUUCCCAGACUUUUUCCUACAAAUAUAUAUUCUUCUACUUGAAUAAAAAUAUGUAUGCAUUAACAAUAAAAUCCCCUCUGCUACUACUGGAGAAAAACACCUUCCUCUUCUCAGUUUAAUGUGUAGAGUUUAGUAAAAAAAAAAAAAAAAAAAAAAAAAAGAUCAUGCCUCAAAAUUCUCAUUUGGGCAACUUUAUACUUUUAUACUUUGAGUACAUGUAAGAGCCUGCUCAUUUUCACUUUCACUGCUUUAAAGAUGUUACUUUUCCCAGACUUUUUCCUACAAAUACAUAUUCUUCUACUUGAAUGAAAAUGUGUAUGCAUUAACAAUAUAAUUCCCUCCGCUACUAUUGGAGAAGAAACACCUUUCUCAUCUCAGUUUAAUGUGUAGAGUUUUGUAAAAAAAAAAAAAAAAAAAAAAAAAAUCAUGCCUCAACAUUAUCAUUUGGGCAACUUUGUACUUUGAGUACAUGUAAGAGCCUGCACAUUUUUACUGCAAAAUCAAACUGAGCUGCUAAACUGAUUUUCAUUGUUCCUGUGACAAUAAAGAUCUAUUGUAUUCUAGUCUAGUCUAGUCUAUUUUCACUUUCACUGCUUUAAAGGCAUUACUUUCCCCAGACUUUUUUCCUACAAAUAUAUAUUCUUCUACUUGAAUAAAAAUGUGUAUUCAUUAACAAUAAAAUCCCCUCUACUACAGGAGAAAAACACCUUCCUCGUCUCAGUUUUUUAUGUCUGUACAGACCACACUGCGCCUCUCGGUUUAAUUUCCCGGGAAAAUAUUAUGAUAAUGAGAUCACCCUUCUCCAAUCACGAGACUUUAAAUCCAACAGGCCCCGCCCUCCCUGAUGACAAACAAGAGGAAACUGUACAAAACCAUAAAAGGAAAAUACUCCCGCAUGCGCAGUGGCCUGAGUUUUGUUUGAAGUGAACUGCUGCCUGGAACUGCCCUACAAGCUGCAAAGUCGCCAAGCAUUGGAUUUUAACAGUAUAUUUGUCAGAUUUCGUGCAUAUUGUUUUAGUGCCUCUAUGCAUCGUAGAGACGAUGUUAGGCCAUCACUAUCCAAACCCCGACAAGUCGCAACAACUGGUCAACUAUGUGGAGGAUUAUCUGGAAUGUGUGGAGUCCCUGCCUUUGGACAUACAAAGAAAUGUUUCUCUGCUUCGGGAAAUUGAUGCAAAGUACCAAGAGGUGUUGAAGGAGGUGGAUGAGGUAUUUGAGAAGUACAAAGGUGAGCAGGAUGCUGCUCAGCGAAAACGCCUGCAGAUCCAGCUGCAGCGUGCGCUCAUCAUCAGCCAGGAGCUCGGCGACGAGAAGAUCCACGUGGUGACUCAGAUGACGGAGCUGGUGGAGAACCGCUCUCGGCAGAUGGACUCUCAUUCCAUGUGUCUUCAGGAGCCGGGUGAGGCCGAGCGGCUCACCACAGAGCGCCGGUCCAGUGUACAAGAGGCCCCCGCCCCCGAACGCACCUCAGCCCGACGUCCACGACGCCAGCGAAACAGCGAGAGUCGUGACUCGAGUCAUCCGCCGGCCAAUGGCUCUCUGGUGGAAGACCCUGUGGAGGAGCUGUCCAUCCCACAGCCAAGAGAGAAGAAGUCAAAGUCUGCAAAGAAGAAGAAACGCAAGGCCAAGCAGGAGCGCGACGCCUCACCAGUUGACUUCGCCAUCGACCCCAACGAGCCGACCUACUGUCUCUGUGAGCAGGUGUCUUAUGGUGAGAUGAUCGGCUGCGACAACGACCAGUGUCCCAUUGAGUGGUUCCACUUUUCAUGUGUGGGUCUGACCUACAAGCCCAAAGGCAAGUGGUACUGCCCCAAAUGCAGAGGGGACAACGAAAAGACCAUGGACAAAAGCCUAGACAAGAACAGAAAAGACCGCCGGUCGAGGUAGUGACCCCCCCACGCCCCUCCCUCCUUUCAGAGGUCUUCAGGCUGAGGGUUAGGACGAUCAGUGGUAGAUGACAACAGUAUAUGUGAUGUUGUAAGAGCACAAUCCAGCACCAUGACAAGCAGCGCUUAUUAAUCAAGGACGAGUUGAAAACUUGUGCUGUUCCAUCUCUGAUUAUUCCCAUCGACUACAGCUGAACUGUAGUCUGCAGGGAGAACUGCUGCUCCAAGAAUCAUCCGCUUGAAGCCGCCGUCUUCCCCAAGUGUUUUGCUUUUUGUGAGACUUAUUUUUCCAUUUUGACCUUGGGCAAAAGAGCAUCUUUUGGUUUUCUAUACCUGAUUUAAAAACGUAUUCCUGCGAAUAGUCCUCAUUUUCUUCGGUUUAGACUCAACAAGCACUGAACGUUUUUCUUAAUUUCAACUCACAAAACAUAAUUCAUGAAAUGUUCUCAAAUAUUUGAAAUCAGUGUCUGCCUCUAUACUAUAAUGGCUUGUAGAGAAUAGCCUUCACAUUUAAAAUGUUUACAAGAGAUUGAUAUUUAAUUGAGGAGAUGAUUGUUGACACUGGAAUAGGAUGUCAUGUUUGUGGACUUUAUGUUUUCACUAUCACUAUUGUGUAAAUUUCUUUUUAUAUUCAUUAAAACAAAGUAUAAUCAUGCA
Messenger RNA from Sphaeramia orbicularis (orbiculate cardinalfish), 4739 nucleotides. It is a transcript of the gene ing2, whose product is annotated as inhibitor of growth family, member 2. Lineage: Eukaryota; Metazoa; Chordata; Actinopteri; Kurtiformes; Apogonidae. Gene Ontology annotation, cellular component: nucleus. Gene Ontology annotation, biological process: positive regulation of DNA-templated transcription. The transcript is spliced from 2 exons. The record is from RefSeq and is a predicted model, not a curated record. The coding region runs from base 3238 to 4083 and encodes 281 amino acids.